AUGGAGACAUUCAUACCCAGUUUGACAACUGUAAAUCAAGACAUGGACGAGGAAAGCAACACAAAACUGAGACUUUUAAAAUAUGAAGAGCAAAAAUACAAAGAUGUCAAGCCAUCAUGGAACCAACUAGCUAAAACAGCAGAAAAGGAAACAAUGAAAUGUGAAACAGUUGGAACAUUCUCUGAACCCUUGAAGUCAGAGAAAACAGAAAAAAUUCAUCAAGAUGAUUAUCCAGAUUACUUUAAAGAAAGUAUAUCUCAACAACAUGUAGUUGCUCUAGAACCAGCUUCACAGAAGGAAAAAGGGACAUCAAAAGUAAAAAAGAGUCACAGUGAUCAUCGUCCAAAAGUUAAGAAAGCCAGGAUUGUGUCAUACGAUAAAACAGAACCAGAAGAUGAUGAUAUGAUAAGACAUAUUAUUAGGCUAAGAGAAAAGCUUGGUUGGCAAACUAUAUUACCCCAGCACAGUUUGAAAUACAGAAGUUGUGAAGUUGAAAGUCAGAAGACUAUUCUAAAGGAAUCUCUGAAAGAUGAUGGAGAAUUUGUAUAUUGCCUUCCUCGGAAUGAUCCUAAAGCCCUUUACAAUCCAUAUGAUCUUCACGUAGUCUCUGCCCAUACAGCUAGACAUUGCAAAGAAUAUUGGAUUAUUACUGCUUCUUUUAUCUCAAAGGUUAUUAAAAUAAGUGGUGGUAUAGAGGAAGUAGAACUUGUACCUGUCUCAGAAUGGCUAUCAGAAAGAAGAUGUUACUAUUUAUUACGGCAAUUUAAGAUAUUUUCCAGUUUCCGAAUUAAUAAAGCAUUUGUUACCUGGAAAUUGAAUGUUAAAAGAAUGAAGAUAGAGAAGAGCAGGUCACUUUUGUCCCACUCUCUUUUUUUGGCUGAUGAGUUAUUUCAAGGCUGUUUGAUUUACGUAAAAGGACUUUGUGAAGAUGCAGUUACUGUCAAAAAUGAUAAUGAACAUAAAGAUAAUACAUCUACCAUAUGCCUUGUGAAGUUGGAUAGUUCUCAAACAUAUUCUCUAGAUGAAUUUUAUGAAGAGCAGUUACAGCAAGCUACCCAGGCAUUGAAACAACUUGAGGAUAUCAGAGAUAAAGCAAUUUCCAAGAUGCAAAGUACAUUUUUAAAGGUUGCAGAAAAGAAAGAAAUUAAAGAAUAUUUUGAGUCAAAACACUCUGAAGAUGACACAACCCAUUUCAAGCUCCCUAAAUAUCGACGUUUAUUAGAAACAAAUUUCAGGUUUAUGAUGCUGGUUGACUACAUAUUUCAGGAACUCAUUCGUCAACUUAUGAACAUUGCAAUCACGCUACUUUUGGAAUUAUUUACUGGUUCUGCUAGAAUGCCAUUUUCAAUGGAAAAAAAGAAUGAAAGUCUCAUUAGAACAGUCCAGGACAACUUUUUUCCUACUGGAAAGAUGACAAAUGAUUGUGAAGAACUUGUCAACAAUUCAAACUCGCAUGCAAUUUCUGUUCUAACAUCAGAAGUAAAAACACACACUGAUGUUGAUGAGGUUUUGAAUAGUAUUAAAGUGGGGAAGAAUUUGAGAAAAAUAUAUGCACCAGUGUUUGAAGUAAAUCUACGCUUGAGAAUUCCUGAGAGUGAUUCUCCAGAAAAUUCUGAAGAGAACUUUCAUGAGCCUGACCAGUGCCCUGACAAAUGUGUGGUAUGUGAAGAUGAAAUGUCAGAACAUCAAGACAACUAUGUCCAAAAAAACUCAAGUGAAGAAUCGUUCCCAAAAGCCAAGAAACCAAAAAAAUUUAGUCAAAACCUUGAAGAUAUUCUUUCAGACACAGAAAUUGCAACUGAGUUUGACAGUAAAUACAUGUAUGAUGAAUUUUCAGAAUUUCCUACAAAUCUCUUUAUAGAUCCCAACAGAUUAGAGUUUUCAAUAAAAAUUCAAAAGAUGGUGACUAAUAUUGAAAAAUGUAUAACCACAGUUACUCCUUUUUGCCAAGAUCCUCGCCUGUCACUGUUUAUUGAUUUGGCUUCAAUUGUGGAUUUACCUAGUAAGAUGGAAAGUGUAAUAAAAUAUAAGAAGCAUACCAGAUGGCCAGAUUGUGAAAUCCUUUUUGAAAUGGAUCCUGCUUACCAAAAUAAAAUUGUGAGUCUCCUGACUAUUAUUGGUAAUUCAAUGGGGCUAGUUAAUGUUUACAGCUGCAAGUUUAUGAAGUAUUGUGCCAUGGUAGAGAAGGCCAAAAUCAUGAGUAUGAAAAUAUCAUCUCUGGGAGAAUUAACUUCAACAGAUUUUACAACUAUACUAAGUAGAUUCAGAAACUAUUUUAGACAUAUUGUGAAUAUGGCCAUUGAGAAGCGCAUUGGUAUUUUCAACGUUGUUAGUCUUGAUUAUCAGUCAGAAUGCUUACCAUAUGUUGACAAUAUUAUACAUAUGAGCCACACACUCUUGCAAUCUCUAAUUGAAAAAAAGAGUGCAAAUCUUUUGGAAGUUGUAGAAUCAUCAUUACGACAGCUAGAAUGUGAUCCUACUGAAAUAGAAGAAUUUGUGAAGCAUUUUACCUUUUUGGAUGAAAUUUCCUCAAAUAUAUCUAAAUUAGAACAAGAGUACUUAACACUUUCUGAGCUAUUUUCUGUUGUAAGGCAUUACAAUAUCCAUAUUUCUGAAGAGCAAAUGGCCAUACAUAAAAUCCUUCUAAUCAAAUUUGGUCAACUAAAAACAUCCAUGAAGUUAAGUAAAACAAAUAAAGAUGCUACUAUAACUAAAUUCAGAGAUAAUUUGGAAGCAUGUAUCACUGGCCUACGAGUUGAUGUUAGUAAUUUAAAAACCAAAAUAAGAACUCCUGUUCUCUUAUAUGCUGGUACUCGAGUGUCAACAGCAAUGGAAAUGAUCCAGACUCUCUCAGAGGAAGCUGCAAGUUUAGCCAACAAAGCUAAAAUGUAUUCAAGCCAGCAGAAUUAUUUUGAUGAUUCUCAGUCUCAUAUGCAUUCUCUUAAUAUGGAAGACAUUACACAGAUUGUGCUUUCAGAGAUCACUGACAUUGAAUAUGACCUAACUUUGAGGAAAAUAUUAUGGGAAGCAAAAGAGGAUUUGAGAACACUCUUUUGGCAAUGGAGGAAAUGUUCUCUUCAAAGUAUUGAUACAGAGUCAGUACAGAGAAAUGUUUCAAAAUGGAUGCACAUAAUCUAUGUACUAGAAAAAGGUUUACCUAAAAAUGAUAUGGUAAAACAUCUUAAGCAAUCGGUGACAGAGUUUAAACAAGAGCUGCCUAUCAUCAUAGCUCUGAGCAACCCCUGUCUUAAGCCAAGGCACUGGGCGGCUCUCCAGGAGAUUGUUGGAAAGUCAAUUUCCCUUGAUAAAAAUUGUACACUAGAGAAUCUUCUAACUCUCAAGAUGUUUCUAUAUGAAAAUGAAAUAAGGGAUAUAUCAACCUCAGCAAGUAAUGAAGCUGCUCUUGAAAAAAUGCUAUUUAAGAUUAUUGACUUUUGGAAUGCCACUCCUUUACAUUUAGUGCUUCAUCACACAGAAAGUUACUCUAUCCUAAUAAUUUCAUCUAUAGAUGACAUAUUAGCUCAGUUAGAAGAAUCUCAAGUCAUACUUGCAACAAUUAAAGGAUCUUCCUAUAUCGGUCCCAUUAAGGAUCUUGUGACUAAAUGGGAUCAAAACUUGACUCUCUUCUCUUACACCAUUGAGGACUGGAUGAAUUGUCAAAGAAAUUGGCUUUAUCUUGAACCAAUCUUUUAUUCUUUAGAAAUACAAAGGGAGCUCCCAGCAGAAACAAAACUUUUUGCUCAUGUGAUUUCCAUGUGGAAAGAAGUAAUGUCAAAAAUACAAAACAAACUGAAUGCUUUGCAAAUAACCACCUCUGCAGGAGUCCUGGAAAUUUUGCAAAAGUGCAAUAUACAUCUUGAAAAUAUAAAGAAAAGUCUUGAGGAGUACCUUGAAAUUAAAAGAGUUAUUUUCCCAAGAUUUUACUUUCUUAGCAAUGCUGAACUUCUUGAUAUUCUAGCCGAUAGCAGGAAUCCUGAGGCUGUACAGCCUCAUCUUGUGAAAUGUUUUGAAAAUAUAAAACAAUUAUUGAUAUUGAAACAAGAAAUUGGCCCUCCUGCUGUAAAAAUGCUCAUAUCUGCUGAAGGAGAAUGUCUUGUGCUGCCAAAGAAAAUUCGUGUAAGAAGUGCUGUAGAACAGUGGCUGGUAAAUGUAGAAAAAAGCAUGUUUGAUGUGCUAAAAAAAUUUAUAAAUCAAGGGGUUGAAGACUGGAACUACCAGAAUUUUUCCCUAUGGGUAGUAUCUCAUCCAGGACAAGUGGUACUCACUGUGAGCCAGAUCAUGUUUUAUGGUGAUUGUAUCAAGAGUUUUGGGAGUUCUCAUUCAAAAGAAGAGUUGGAAAGUGUCCAUGCUGAUGUGAUAUGUCAUCUAGAAGAGGUUACGGGGCUGGUAGUGUUGGAUACUAGUAACUCUCGAACAAAAGCUGUACUAGGAGCACUACUUACCCUUUAUGUUCACUGCAGAGAUAUAGUGAUAAAUUUACUGCUUAACAAUAUCUUCAAUGCAGAGGAUUUUGAGUGGACAAGACAUUUGCAAUAUAAGUGGAAUGAAAAACAAAAGUUGUGCUAUGUGUCUCAAGGAGAUGCUAGCUUUACUUACGGCUAUGAGUACUUGGGCUGCACGCCAAGAUUGGUUAUCACGCCUCUCACAGACCGGUGCUGGCUAACUCUCACCGGAGCGCUGCAUUUGAAUCUAGGAGGCUGUCCUGCUGGUCCAGCUGGCACUGGAAAAACUGAAACUGUCAGAGACCUAGCAAAAUCCUUAGGCAAACAUUGUGUGGUCUUCAACUGUUUUGAGGAUUUGGACUAUAAGAUAGUGAGAAAAUUCUUCUUUGGACUAGUUCAGUCGGGAGCAUGGUGUUGUUUCAAUGAAUUCAAUCGAAUUAAUGUGGAAGUUCUCUCUGUCAUUGCCUCACUGAUCCUAACAAUUAAGGCUGCAAAGGACAGCUAUUCUGUCAGGUUUGUACUGGAAGGAAAAGAAGUUCGCAUUAAUGUGUCUUGUGCAGUAUUUAUCACCAUGAAUCCUGGGUAUACAGGUCGAGUAGAGCUUCCAGAUAACUUAAAAUCUCUGUUUCGCCCAGUGGCAAUGAUGGUGCCCCAUUAUCAAAUGGUUGCUGAAGUAAUACUAUUUUCAUUUGGUUUCAAAUCUGCAAAAUCACUUUCUGGAAAGGUAGCUAACCUUUAUGAGUUAGCUAGCAAACAGCUCUCACAACAGGACCAUUAUGAUUUUGGCUUGAGGUCCCUGAAGACAAUUUUAGUAAUGGCUGGAAAGAAGAAACGGGAGUUUAAAUGUGACACCAGUGACAAUCUAUCUGAAGCAGAUGAAACUCUGAUUAUUAUCGAGGCUAUAAGAGAAGCUAGUUUACCAAAAUGUCCUCCUGAAGAUGUCCCACUUUUUGAAAAGAUUAUAGGAGAUAUUUUUCCUGGAGUGACAGUUUUAAAAGCAAAUCAACUUGCCUUGGAGAAAGUAAUAGAUUUUGCAACGCAACAAUUAGGCUUACAAAAUUUGCCGUCUCAGAAAGAAAAGAUCAUACAGUUUCAUAAUCAACUUGAAGCUUAUGUUGGUGUGAUGUUAGUGGGUCCAACAGGUGGAGGAAAAACAACAGUCAGAAGAAUUUUAGAAAAAGCAUUAGUACUGUUACCAAUUGUAGACUUCUUAUCAUUUGCAGAAAGGGAAUCUACUCCAGAGACUUCAGGAAGAAAAGGAAAAGUAGAUAUUUAUGUUUUAAAUCCAAAGUGUAUCACUCUUGGUGAACUAUAUGGACAACUGGAUCCUAAUACUAUGGAAUGGACUGAUGGAUUAUUAUCAGCAAUAAUUCGAAGUUAUGUCUAUUGUAACACUGCAAGGUGCUCAAGAAAAGAAAUUGAUCUCGCACUAAAGUCAAGAAUCUCAGAUUUAUCGAAUGUUUUCAAAUUUGAUUCCUCUGAUACAGCAGAUAUUGAUAAUGUUUUUGAGGAGAUACAGAGAGAUGUUAAAAUUCCAGAAACUUUUGAUUGGCAGUGGAUUAUCCUAGAUGGUCCUGUGGACACCUUUUGGGUAGAAAAUCUGAACUCUGUGCUAGAUGACACUAGAACAUUGUGUCUAGCAAACAGUGAGAGAAUAGCUUUAACUAAUAAAAUAAGAGUGAUUUUUGAAGUGGACAGUCUCUCUCAGGCCAGUCCUGCUACUGUCAGCCGAUGUGCAAUGGUCUAUAUGGAUCCUUUUGAUCUGGGAUGGGAGCCUUAUGCUAAGUCAUGGCUUUUGAAAACUUCUAAAAUUAUAAGUCAAUCAGGAGUGGAUUGUCUUGAAUUUAUGAUUAAAAAAAGUGUCGCAGAUGGACUACAAUUUAUAAAGAAGCAUCAGAAAUUUCAGCCAUAUGCUAUACAGGAUGUAACAAUUGUCAUAACCCUCUGCAGAAUUCUUGAUGCUUUGUUUGAAUUCAUGAGUGACUAUGGAGGAUUUGGACAAGGUUAUGAGUUGAGUGACACUUCACCUACGGAGAUGAAUUCGCAAGAAGUUUCUGUCAAAUUCAAGGAUAUAGAAAAGAGGGAUGAAAACACAUGGUAUCUGGAAAGAAAUCCAGAUAAAUUAGCAGUAAUGAUUCAAAAGCUUUUUGUGUUUGCAUUUACUUGGGCAUUUGGAGGAACUUUAAACCGUGAAGAUGAACAUAAAGAUGAUAUACGAUUUUGUCCCAGUUUUAAAUCUGAUUCACUUGCAAAAGUAACCUAUGAUUUUGACAAACUUGUUCAUGAAUUAUUUGGAAACAAUUCACAAGUAGGCAUUAACCUACCAACUGGUGAACAUACUAUCUUUGAGUAUUUUGUGGAUAUACAGCAAUGUGAAUUUAUACUUUGGUCAGAUGUAGUUCCUAGAGAUCAGACACUAAUUCAAAGAGGAACUUCAUUUCUAACUGAUCGAGGAUCUGGUGAAAACCUCUUGAAGAUAACAGAAUAUAGAGAGGGUGUUAAUUAUACCUCUACAAGAGAUACGACAUGCCUUUGUUUUCUCAUGAGCCUUCUUUUAAAGAAUUCCUGCCCUGUUCUUGUCACAGGAGAAUCUGGUGUUGGGAAGACUGCUGCCAUAAACCAAAUGCUUGAAAAGUUAAAAAGUCCAGGAGCAUUUGACAUAAAAUAUGGUUCAAUUUUAGGAGAUGUCCUAUUAUAUAAUGAAUUUAAAAAAUCAAGCCUAAACCGGAAUAUGAGCAUCUUGAUUUCUGAAACUCAUAAGGCAGCAUCUGGAAAUCUAGAUAAUUCUACUAAAAAGCCAGAAGUUAGAACUGACGAAAGUUCAUUUAAAAAUAAUAAAAAUAAAGGAACUACAGUCUCCACAAUAAAUUUUGGCACCAAUACGACAGCUGCCAAAACCAAGGAGAUGAUUCUUAAGAAACUAAUAAGAAGAACUAAAGACACUCUUGGAGCACCAAAACACAACAGGACUGUAAUAUUCCUUGAUGAUAUGAAUAUGCCAGUGUCAGAUAUGUAUGGAGCAAAGCCACCCCUGGAAUUGAUAAGACAAUUAUUAGAUUUGGGAGGAGUUUAUGAUACUGGAAAAAAUGCAUGGAAGAAUAUUCAGGAUCUCUCUAUAGUUGCAGCUUGUGUUCCUACAGGUGGUGGGAAUGAUAUUAGCCCACGUCUUCUCAAACAUUUUUCCAUACUGGUAUUGCCUCAUCCUUCAUCAGGUGCCAUAUGUGCUAUUUUCCAGGCUCAUUUGGGAAUGUAUUUCUCCGUCAAUAACUUCACAUCCGAUGUUCAGAAAAGUAAGAAUGAGAUGACAUCGUGUUCCUUAGCCAUAUACCAUCGAGUACAUCAGAGUAUGUUACCAACCCCAACAAAAUGUCACUACUUGUUCAAUCUUCGAGAUGUGUUUAAGCUUCUCCUAGGAUUGCUGCAGGCUGACAAGGCUGUUAUUAACUCCAAAGAGAUGGCUGCUCUGCUCUUUGUUCACGAAGCAACCCGAGUGUUUCACGAUCGCCUAAUUGAUUCCACUGAAAAAAGCCUUUUCUAUCAGUUGCUUUCAAAGGAACUCGAGAGCUAUUUUCAGAUUCAAUGGUCCAAAGAAGACCUGAUGAAUGAUUCAACUGUAUUUGUGGACUUCUUGGAUACAAACAAGCCUCAUAGAAAAAAGAUCUAUCAGAAUACCAAUGACUAUAAUAAACUUAACAGUGUACUUAAUGAAUUCCAAAUGAAGUUGGGUUUAACACCUUUGGAGAUUUCUCAUCCUAUGGUGUUCUUCAAGGAAGCCAUAGAACACAUCACAAGAGCCACAAGGGUCCUUCGACAACUAGGGAGCCACAUGUUACUGGACUCACUUAUGGAAGAUUUGAAGUACAUUAUUAAUUCGGGGAGAAUACCUGACUUGUUUGAAAAUGAGGAGUUGGACUCUAUUGCAGUAAAGAUCAGAUCUCUUCCUGAACAGUUUGGUCGUGCGGAUGAUAGGCAAUCUUUACUUUCAUUCUUUCAAAAGAGAAUAUAUAAAAAUCUUCAUAUUUUUAUGAUCAUGAGUCCUGAAGGACCUAACUUCCGCCACAUUUGCAGAGUAUAUCCUUCUAUGAUUAGCUCCUGCACAAUUGAUUGGUACAAGAGGUGGCCAGAAGAAGCUCUCCUUAUCGUAGCCAACUCAUUCUUAAGAGAAAAUGUGAAUUUUGAGAACAGAAAGAACUUAAAAGAAAAGCUUGCCCCAACAUGUGUCCAAAUCUACAAAAGCAUAAAAGACUUGAGCCCAAAAUACUUUCAAGAAACUAGACGGCAUUAUUAUAUCACUCCCAGUAGCUACUUGCAAUUCCUGGAGACAUUUGCACACAUUUUGAGGUCACAAGAGAAGGAGAUGCACAUGAGGAGGGAUUGUUUCUGUAUGGGUCUAUCCAAGAUCCUGGAAGCAACCACACUAGUUACAGAUAUGCAAGAGGAGCUUUUGAUUCUUGGGCCUCAAAUAGAACAAAAAACAAAGGAAAUAGAAACCCUAAUGGAAAAACUACAGAAAGAUUCACAAGUAGUUGAGAAAGUUCAGAUGCUUGUUAAGCAGGAUGAAGAAAUUAUGGCAGAAGAAGUGAGAAUUGUGGAAGAUUAUGCUCAGAAAACUGCCAAUGAACUAAAAGGAGUCCUGCCAGCCUUAGACAAGGCAGUUGUGGCUCUCAACGCCCUAGAUAAAGCUGAUGUCGCUGAAUUAAGAGUAUACACACGGCCUCCCUUCCUUGUGCUGACUGUCAUGAAUGCAGUAUGUAUUCUUCUGCAAAAGAAACCUAACUGGACAACAGCAAAGUUACUUCUUUCAGAAACUGGUUUCUUAAAAAAGUUGAUUAACCUUGACAAGGACAGCUUACCUGAUAAGGUUUUCAUGAAGCUGAAAAAAAUUUUAAUCUUGCCUGAUUUCAACCCAAAAAAGAUUGCUUUGGUUUCCGUUGCUUGUUGCUCUAUGUGCCAGUGGGUUAUAGCUUUGAAUAACUACCAUGAAGUACAGAAGCUGGUGGGCCCUAAACAAAUCCAAGUAGCUGAAGCUCAAAAUGUCCUUAAAAUUGCACGACAAAGAUUGGCCGAAAAACAAAGAGGCUUGCAGUUGGUUGAAGAACACUUGCUCUUUCUGCAAGCAGCCUACAAAGAUACUGUUGCUAAAAAUAAACUAUUAGCACAGCGGAGAAAAAUGGCCAGCAGGCGCUUGCAGUAUGCAUCAGUCUUACUAACUGUCCUGGAAGAUGAGAAGACUCAAUGGGAAGAAAUAAUAUAUCAAAUAGACAACAAAUUGCAAGGAAUUUUGGGUGACAUACUUCUUUCAGCAGCAUGCAUUGUCUACAGUGGAGUUUUAACACCAGAAUUUCGCCAGUUGAUUGUGAAUAAAUGGGAGAAUUUUUGCAUUGAAAAUGGCAUUUCUUUGUCUUCCAACUUUUCUUUAAUUAAAGUCAUGGGACAAAAUUAUGAGAUCAGCCAAUGGCAUAAUCAAGGGCUACCUCUUGGUCAGCAUUCAACAGAGAAUGCCAUCUUGAUCAAGAACUGCCAGCAGUGGCCACUGCUGAUCGACCCACACAAGCAAGCACACAGCUGGAUCCGUCAGAUGGAAGGGUCCAGGCUGCAGGAGCUCUCCAUUGAAGAUAGCAGUUACACCAAAAAAAUUGAAAAUGCUAUGAAAACAGGAGGAAGUGUCAUCUUGAAGAAUCUCCAGGAAACAUUAGCUCCUGGUUUAAAGGCAAUUUUGAAGAAGGAUAUCUAUCAGAAACGAGGACAAUAUUUCAUAAGAGUUGAUGAUUCUGAGAUUGAAUACAAUCCCAAAUUUAGGUUGUAUUUGUCUACAGCCAUAGACAACCCCCAUUUUCAUCCAUCAGUUUCUAACUUUGUUACUAUGAUCAACUUCACGGUAACAUUCCAAGGUUUGCAAGAUCAACUCUUAUCUACUGUGGUAACUCAUGAAGUUCCUCAUUUAGAAGAUCAGCGUUCCCAGUUAUUGGACAAUAUUUCCCUUGAUACUGUAACUCUUAAAGAACUAGAGGGAAAAGCACUAAAUUUGCUGCAGAAAAUACAAGGAUUUGUAUUGGAUGAUGAGGAAAUUAUAGAUACCUUAAGAAAAUCUAAAAUGAGAUCAAAUGAAAUUUCAAAGCGCAUCAAAGCAACAAAAAAAGCUGAAAGUGAGAUCCAAGCAACACGUAAAAACUAUCUCCCCAUUGCUACCCGAGGUGCCCUGCUCUACUUUCUAGUUGCUGAUCUGACACAAAUCAACUACAUGUACCAGUUCUCCCUAGACUGGUUUCAUCAAGUUUUUGUUUCAUCAGUAGUUUUAGAAAGCAAAGAAGAACAUAGUUCAAAACGGGAGAAAAUGUCUCUGAAAAAAAUUCAUAAGAUUACAGAUACUUCAGAAGAACCUAACUUGGAAAAUGAGAACAAUUCCUUAAACAGGCAUAUUAAAAAUGCAAUAGAUGUGUUGACAAGAAACAUUUUUAAGGUGGUUUCUCCAGCUCUAUUUAAUCAAGAUAAACUUUGCUUCUCUUUUCGACUUUGCACUGCAAUCAUGCAAAAUAAUGCUAAUGAAAAUCUAAUGCAAGAUGACAUUGGAUCCCUACCAGAAGAAGAAUGGAACAUCUUUUUAUAUUCUGGCAUAUUGAUAAAUAUUAAAAGUACAUUAUCCCAGCCUAGACUUAAUAUCACGUUUGCAAUACAUAAAAACCAACAUCUUCAGUGGCUGUCAGAUUCCAGGUGGAGGCAGUGCCAAUAUGUUAGCAGUCACCUGAAACCAUUUGCACUUCUGUGCAAAUCCCUUCUAUCGAACAUAUCACAAUGGGAUGCUUUUAAGAACAGUAAGAAUGUUUAUUUUUUGAUCAGCACACCUUUCUGUUCAGAACAUGCUUCAUCGGAGGAAAGUACAAAACCACCAGAGCAAACUGAACUUUUGAAUGAAAAUGAAGAAAUGUGUAAUCCUAUAAACUUUCCUUGGGAGAAACUCACUCCAUUUCAAAGACUUAUUUUGGUAAAAAUCCUUAGACCAGAACAUUUAAAGAAUUCAGUAAGAAGUUUUAUCACUGAAAAAAUGGGAAAUGAAUAUCUUCAAACAACCGAAGUUAAUUUGAAAGAAUCAUAUAAACAAUCCAAUGCCAGAACUCCACUGGUACUUAUUCACUCUCAUGGGAUUGACCUCACCAAUAUUCUCCUGAGAUUGGCACAAGAGCUAAAAGGAACAACGAAUCAUGUGACCAUGAUUUCUUUGGGCCGUGGCCAGGCAGCUAAAGCUGAAGACCUCAUUGUUAAAGCACUCGCCAAAACACAACAAUGGGUCUUCCUCCAGAACUGCCACCUUGCAGCAUCAUUUAUGCCAAGACUUUGCACCAUUAUAGAAUCAUUUAACAGUCCAAAUGUGACAAUAGACCCUGAGUUCAGGCUGUGGUUAAGCUCAAAAUCAGACAGUUCUUUUCCAAUUCCUAUUCUUCAAAUGAGUUUAAAGAUUGCUGUGGAAUCUCCCCAGGGAUUGAAAAGUAAUUUACUUCAGACGUUCGGAUAUACUGGAAAUGGAGAGGUAACAGAAGAGGAAUUUGAAAAGCCCGACUGUGGAGAAUGGUGGAAAAAACUUUUGUUCAGCCUGUGUUUCUUCAAUGCUGUGAUCAAUGAAAGAAAAAAUUACGGAAUAUUGGGCUGGAAUAUUGGUUAUAAAUUUCAUUCUUCAGACUUGGAGGUUGCCAUAAAGGUAUUGGAAAAUUCCCUGAACGGACAGGCCAAUAUUCCAUGGAAAGCACUGCACUACCUGAUCGGUGAAGUGAUUUAUGGUGGCCAGGUGACUGACAGCUGGGACAAGCGAUGCUUGAAGACCCUUCUCUACAAAUUUUGUAAUCCUGAAGUUGUAAAAGAUGACUUCAGUUUCUCUAGAGAUGAGUUAUAUCAGCCAGUGCCCAAAGGUGCGAGCCUGGAGGACUGCACACACAUUAUCCAGUCCCUACCUGAUGACGAUCCUCCAGAGGUCUUGGGAGUACACCCUGAGGCCAUAAGGAGCCGCAGGGAGAUUCAGAGCCAGAAGUUUAUUGAAAGUCUCAUUGCUAUGCAACCAAAAGCUACCACUGCUGCCACCCUCAAGAGCCGACCUAAGCAGAGUAAUGAUGAACUGGUGAUGGAGAUUUUAUCUGACAUGCUAAAGCGGUUGCCACUGACAGUGGAGAAAGAAGAAGGUGCUGCUGGAACUGCAAACACACUGAAGGGCAUAAUGUCAAGCCCCAUUUGGGAAUCUCUUUCCGAAAAUCUCAAAGAUCAUGAUCCCCUUAUCCAUUGUGUCUUGCUAACCUUUUUGAACCAAGAAAUUGAGCGAUUUGAUAAGUUACUAUUUGUCAUACAUAAAUCUUUAAAAGAUCUUCAACUUGCAAUAAAGGGAGAGACCAUCCUCACACAAGAAUUGGAGGAAAUAUUUAACUGUUUCCUUAACAUGAAAGUGCCUACAGUGUGGCAGAAACACGCCUACAUGUCGUGUAAGCCACUGAGUCCCUGGGUUAAUGAUCUCAUCCAGCGACUGAACUUCUUUAAUACAUGGGCCAAAGUGGCUUUCACUGCAAUACGUCGUCGGUAUAUGAGAUUUAUCACAGCUUGGAAGCAGUCUGUUCAAUCAAAAUCCAAACUGCCUGCUGAUCCGGAGAAUUUCUUUGAAGGAUUUCCUGCAAGAUACUGGCUCCCAGCUUUCUUCUCCCCACAAGCCUUCCUCACCGCCGUGCUUCAGGACUACGGAAGGGCCCGGGGCCUCUCCAUGGACGCCCUCACUUUCACCCACCAUGUGAUUUCUGACACCAGCGACAUCACAGACGAGGAGUUCUCCAUCGUCAUCGAAAAGAAACUCAACAUAGUCAGGAGAGCCUUUCAGGGCUUGGACCCCUCACACACUGGAGUUUACAUCUUCGGUUUAUUCAUCGAGGGGGCAAGGUGGAAUCGUGAACAAAAAAUACUAGAAGACUCACUGCCUCUUGAAUUGUGUUGUGAUUUUCCUGUUAUAUACUUUUUGCCAACAAAGAUUUCUACUGAAACACCAAAUGCUUCUAACCAGACAGAUUCAGACCUCUAUACCUUUGAAUGCCCAGUUUAUCAGACACCUGAGAGGUCAAGAAUUUUGGCAACUACUGGUUUAUCAACAAACUGUUUAACAUCAGUGCAUUUAUCAACAAAGAAACCUCCUAGUCACUGGAUCACAAUGCAAGUUGCAUUGCUGUGUGAGAAGAAUGAAUGAAAAAUUAAUUUCCAUACCAAGCAUUUUAA
This is a messenger RNA of Microcebus murinus (gray mouse lemur), 13679 nucleotides long. The record is from RefSeq and is a predicted model, not a curated record. NCBI's taxonomy places the organism in Eukaryota, Metazoa, Chordata, Mammalia, Primates, Cheirogaleidae.